Molecule: messenger RNA, 1161 nt
Organism: Anoplophora glabripennis (Asian longhorned beetle)
Lineage: Eukaryota; Metazoa; Arthropoda; Insecta; Coleoptera; Cerambycidae
Exons: 3
Coding region: 357-1070 (237 amino acids)
Cellular component (GO): nucleus
Source: RefSeq, a predicted model, not a curated record
CUUAGCCGUUAGCUUGCCCCCUCUUACAUCCAAGAAGUGGGAUAUUUCGACAGAUCAGCCCUGCACAGGGAUCAUGAAAAUUUCGAUCCGAUGUGAAUCCGCCAUUUUCGAUCGGAUAUUUCUAAAUUGCGAUCACGAAACUGUUUCACUUCGACUCCAUCCGCUCUUAAAACUCGAUACCCAGAGAGCAGUCGAAUUUGUCCGCAUCUCUAUCUUUUUUUCGAUCUGUCUUACUCUGUUUGGGGCUUGCUUGAGAAAAGAGUGAGGUUAAAAGGUAUCUGACUUUAGAUUAUCAUAAAGAAAAAACGAAGCACUUAUCUAUGAAGUAGAAAUAUUGAAGAUUAGAGAUUAAGAGAAUGUCUUGCCGAGUUAAUGAUACCCACUGGGAGAUCAUCUUUAACUACUUCCAAAUACACCCUAAUUUAGCUACUGGGAGAGCCAUAGGACCCAAUGCUAGACAAAUCCAAAGACAACAAUGGGAAGAAUUAGCAAAUAAUUUAAAUGCCCUAGGUUAUGGAACCAAGACUAGUGAAAAAUGGCAAAAAACAUGGACAGAUUUUAAACAAAAUUUAAAGAAAAAGGCCAUUGAAAUAAAAAAAGAUCAACAGGCCACAGGAGGGGGACCCAGCAAUUCCAAAAAAUUUACGAAACAUGAGGAAAGAGUAUUAUCUAUUUUAGGAUCUUCAUUUUAUGAAGGUAUGGGUUGCUCAGAGGUAGGGCUACCCACCACUGAUGCCGGAAUAUCACCUUUCAUGUUUUCAGAAAAUUCUCGUAAUGUAGAAGUAGAAUUUGUAAAUGAACAAAAUAUUGAACCCCGUGCUGAACUUACUAAUGUAUGUUCUAUGUCAACAAGCUCCACAUCAGCCGAUAUUAUGACAGUUUUUUGUUCAUCACCUACUACACCUUUGGCCCAUGACCAUAUUUAUACACAAAAUAAAAAAAGAAAGAGAGACAAAUACUCUGAUGAAUAUGAGGAAACUAUUAAUGUAUUAAAAGAUAUAAAGAACACUAUUGACAGUAGGCUAGCAGAGAUUGCCAAUAUUUUGCACAAUAUUAUUGACAAAAAAUGAUGUUGCAGUUUCAUCGUUCCAUUUGAGUGUUGUUUGUUUUUGUAUUAAAAUAUUUAUUUUUGUUUAAAUGUUUAACAUCAAUAAAUUUGGA